UGUUUUAAUGGAAUAAACACUGGAAUUGAGAUCACCAAGAGAAUACAUGAAAUGGUCUUCAUGGCAUCAUCAACAACACAUAAUCAUGACAGAAAAAACUGUAGCAGCAUGAACCUGUUUAUCGCCACCAUCGUGAUUGCGUUCAGAAUUUACUGCUGCAAUGGAGAAACAGUGAUAGAGCCAAAAGGAACACCUGAUUCAGCUGUUUGGGUUGUUCAGCUUUCCGAUCUUCAUCUCAGCGUUCAUCAUCCAAACAGAGCCCUUGAUUUCACCAAUCUUGUGGGUCACGCUCUUUCCUUCAUCAACCCCUCCCUCGUCCUCAUCACCGGUGACCUCACAGAUGGUAAAAGCAAGGAUUUGCUAACAAUGAAGCAGAAUGAGGAUGAAUGGGUGGAGUACCGGAAUGUGAUGGAUGGUGUUAUUGAGAGAAGUGGACUUCACAAGAGUUUGUUCUUUGACCUCAGAGGAAACCAUGAUAGUUUUGGUGUUCCCGUUGUUGGUGGUUCCUUUGAUUUCUUUUCCAAAUACAGUGUUAAUGGACAAUUGGGCAGAAAUAGGAGUGUCAAUAGUGUCACCCUUGAGACUAAGGAGCGGAAACAUCUCUUUGUUGGGAUUGAUACCACAAUGUCAGCUGGAGCUGGCUUACGAGGUCCAACUAAUGUUUUCGGGCAUCCCACAGAUCAAUUACUAAAGGAUUUGGACUUGGAACUCUCACACUGGGAUUCUCAGUCAGAAAAACCAGUCACCAAAAUAUCCUUUGGGCACUUUCCACUCUCAUUUUCUGCACCCUCUAGUUCUGGAAGAACCUUAAAAGAAGUUUUCCUAAAGCAUUCCAUAUCAGCCUACCUGUGCGGGCAUCUUCAUUCUAGGUUUGGCAAGAACUUAAAGCGGCACCAUCAGUUGAGUAAUCGUUUCUUAUCCCUGCAGAAUUUUUUUCAGUUUAACGUACAUCAAAAUUCUUUUGAAAGCACUGUAAAUUGUUCAAUCGGAGCCCCUCCACAAGAGUUUUGGGAGUGGGAGAUAGGUGAUUGGAGAAAGAGUAGAGCCAUUCGAAUUUUAGCCAUUGAUAGAGGUCAUGUUUCGUAUGUCGAUCUUGAUUUCAAAUCAGGGGCCAAACAUGCAAUUAUAUUGCCCACAUUUCCUUUAGACUCUCGCUUCAUGCAGACAUCUUCUUGGCAUCAUAACUAUGAAUGCCAAUCUGUGGCCUCUUCAUCUUAUGAGACAAUUCGAGCUCUGGUAUUUUCUGCUUCUCCAGUUGAGUCUGUUGUGGCUAGGGUCUAUGAUUCACGAUACGGAGAUCUUGUUUUAGUUGUAGAAGCCCAUAUGACCAAGCGUGCUGAUGAGAAUUCCAGGGGGAACCUCUAUGUGGCGCCAUGGAAUUACAAAGCCUUUGAGGAUACUUCUCCUGAUAGAUUUUGGUUUCAAAUUGAAUCAAAUGACAUCAUGGGCAGAUCAACUUUGACAGAGUUAAGGCCAUUUUCUAUUAAUGGUCAUAGCUUCAGGCUUUCUUGGAGCUGGAAGGAGUUUUUUGUCAUGGGAUGUCAAUGGGCCUCCUUAUAUUACCCAUUAUUAUGGUCUGCUUUGGGCUUUAUGUUCUCCUUUCUUCUUGUUCCAAAAGCUCUCCUUUUUUUCCAAAUGAAUUUAUACACUUACAGGAACUUUAUCGCCAAUAAAGGCGUAGUAAAUGGUGCAUUAUGGAUUCUCCAGGAGCUCUGCAGAGUUCCGACAUUAUGGUUUGGUUGGAUAGGAUACCUGUUCUAUCUUAUAUUGUUCCCCUGGUUUAUGGGGCAAGUUUUUACUGAAGGAAAAAGUACGGUGUACAUGACCUAUAUGGGUUGGGCUGUAGAGACUUCUAAUGGAAAGGGGAAGUUUGAAUGGGUUGGAUUCCCAGAUAUUAUGGUGUUGGUUCUUCCUCAUAUAUUAUUUGUGGUUUUGCCUGCAAUUUUGGUCACUGGUGCUUUGACUGCUGAACGAGCAAUUUACCGGGAACGCGUGUUAGCAUUAUCAGGAAAGAAAAAAGAUGAUAUUGAUUUGAACUCCAGAAGACCUUUAUUAAAUGGCAACCAUAACAGCACAAUAUCCACUCUCCACCUUGGCAAGCGAUGGAUUCGGAAGCUUCUUUGUGUGGUUUGCUUGGCAAUAUGUUGGAAGCAUAUUAUGAAUUGCAGAAAUCUUGUAAAAGCUUAUGAUAUGAACCCAGUACUCCAUUUCCUGGGUUAUGGUCUUUCAAUCCCCUUGUUAUUGGCAUAUGCUGUCAGCAAAACCAGAAAUGCUCAAUGAAACUUGUUUGAAGGAUUCACAUGUACUCAUCUUUGACCAAAUCUGCACACGUGGAUUCUACUACAAAAGCACAGACCUGGAUUCGGAUCAGUUCUAAAAUUGAUUGAAACUAGCAAAGUCAACAAAUAUUCCACACUUGUCGACAGGCAACAAGAGUGCUGGUUGGUUUUCCUCUACCAACCCGAACGUCCCAUUCUAAAUGAUGGUAUUUCUGUUGUUUGUACUCUAAGGCAUUGUUGUCCUGUUUAGUUUAUGAACUGUGCUGUUAGAAGAGAAAAGAAGGCUAUGCAUAAUGCAGUAUGCAUCGUGGUUUGUUGGUUUUGCUGGGGUCGAAGAAGGAUGCAACACAGUUGUUAUAAUGGCCGAGUCACUUAACAAAGACUAAUUUUUGUAGAGUAGAAAGUAAAUUUACCAAUUAACUACCGAAUUGUGAUAUUGUUGUGUUUUUUUUGUGCACGUCAAAUUCAAAUUACUUGAUAAAUAUAUUCUAUUAAGCAUAAUUUCCUAAUAUUUUGGAAA
Medicago truncatula (barrel medic) is the source of this 2799-nucleotide messenger RNA. Its product is annotated as putative metallophosphoesterase At3g03305. Gene Ontology annotation, molecular function: hydrolase activity. The transcript has 4 exons. NCBI's taxonomy places the organism in Eukaryota, Viridiplantae, Streptophyta, Magnoliopsida, Fabales, Fabaceae. The coding region runs from base 52 to 2280 and encodes 742 amino acids. The record is from RefSeq and is a predicted model, not a curated record.